GACUCCUGCAUGUCAGAUGUGUGUGACAGAGUGGUGAAUCACAUUGCCAGAACUGAAGGGACACGUUAUGGGAAACUGCCUGGGGACUACAACAAUUCCUCUGUCAUUGCAGUAUAUUUCUGCUGCUACCACGGCACUGAAUGGAUUUUUUUCCACCGGUGGCUCCUGUGGAGGCAGCUACUAAGUUUUCUCCUGGUUCCCAGCUGAAAUACCAGAAGGGCAACUUUCAGCACGGAUUCAUAAUUGACAAAGAGGAAAGUUUAAAAGAUCUCUAUGCACAAAAGAACCAAAGAUAUUCCUAUUCUAUGUCUGCAGAAAGCACUCAGGACAAGCCCAGGCAUGGAGGCUUCUGGUCAGGUGGACUAGAGAGCAAGUAUCUCAUCAGCCAGACUUGUACUCUGUCAGCUAAAUCGUUAGGCAGACAUAAAGAAGGAGUGGACCGUGCAUAUCCCCUGCAACCAAUUUCUCACCACAAGAGUGCAAGUGAUCCACUGCUCAGCACUGGAAGUUCCCCCCACAUGCAGGAAGCUCCAAAUAGUAGAUCAAGCUCAAUAAACAAAGAGAUGGCUCCAGCAGGGAGAUCUCAGUUAGCUGCAGUGCUCUGCCCCUGGACACGAGAGCCUGAACCAUCAGCUCCCCAUCUAUUCAGGAGAGAGCUGGCCUACAUCCUAAAGCUGGAGGCAGAUAGAAGGAACCUAGAAGAGGCAAUUCAAAAGAAAAAGGCCCUUCUUGGAGAGAAGCUAAAGAGGACAGAGGAGACACUUAGGAGGAUUCAAAGAGAGAGGGAUCUUAUCAAAGUAGAGGAGAGAAGUGAAGUGGAGAGUACCUAUGAGCAAAAGGCCACAAGGCACCCUGAAGAGAAAACUUGCAGAGCUGCAGACAUGCCAGGUGUUGAGAUCUUCAGCGGGGCACAGUCUGCAGAGGACACCAUUCCCAAGUCUGGCACCACUCCCCACCCCCAAGAGCUGGCUGUGGGGAAACUCAAGGAGUGGCUGGUGGCCGCAAAACACGACAAAACAAACAGCGAAACACAAGACAACAUACCCGUGGAGCAUUUAGGUUCUGGUUCAAAACUGGUCCCAAAGCAGAGCCUUUCUCCCUCCGUCCUCUCAGACCAAGAUUCUGAUGACCACCCUUCUGCAGAGCUGCCACACAUGGAGGCUGCCGGUGCUGUGGAGCAGGAAGGCUUUGGACAGUGCAGCUUCUGCAGACGUAAGUUUCUCUGCACAAGGCUUGAGAAACACAUGAGUAUCUGUGGCAAGAACCAAGACUCCAAGAGGAAAGUGUUUGACUCCAGCAAGGCCAGAGCUAGGGGAACAGAACUGGAACAGUAUCAGCAGCAGAAGAGCUCAAGGAGUCCUCAGAGUAAAACACCACCCAGAAAGAGCAACUGGAAACAGAAGCACGAGGCUCUCAUCCACAUCAUGGCACAGGCCCGCCGGGCAGAGCAAAUCCUCGCUAAGGGGAGGAAGGUGUCUGGCCUGCCCCCACUGCCUCCCAUCGAAAAUCCAGACUAUGUUGCCUGCACCUACUGUGGACGCAAGUUUGCUCCCCGAGUAGCUGAGAGGCAUAUUCCCAAAUGCAAAAACAUAAGGAAUAGGCCCCCACCUCCACCACAGAGGAGGCGCUGAUGAGGCAAAGCUCAGCUGUAUCUGCUGCUGUGAUUCCCUGCCUGUUUUUUGCCAGAUUCACAGUUAGACAUUUGUGUUUUCUGUAGUCUCAACACUGGCUGCAAGCUUCUAUGUACAGCAAGUGAACAGCUCAGGAUGAAUCAGCUGAAAAACAGAACUUGUAUACUUUGACCUGCACCCUAGGUUGCCCAACAAAAGAUGCCCCUUUCCUCAGCAUAAGAAGCUCAGGAUCAGAAAUUCCAGGGAUUAGAAAAGCUAGCAAUAGCAGGCACUUACUGUUUGGAUCCUCAUGUCAAUUCACGUGCAUAGAACAAGGAUACUCUGAAUCAGCCAGGCCCUUGAGGCAACAGAACAACCAUCACAAUCAGAUUUAGUAUUUUAAAAAAUGGAAUUUUCUUCCUGCAGGCCAAGUUGCUAGGAACCUCUAAAAGCAAAGCUUUCACCCCUUCUUAAGUCAUCCGCUUAUUUCAUCUUGGUUGCUGCAAUGGGAGAGAAUUAUGACAAAAACAUAUCCCUUCUUUUGUUUUCUUCUUGAGAUGUUAUUUUUCUAGAUUGUGAUUAUUAAAUGUAUUAAACUAGUUCUCUUGUGUAAAAGUUAUUUUAAAUGGUCACAGAAUGAUCUGUGUUCUCACAGUAAGAAUGACUACUUUGUAUGAGAAAGUUGCAACAAGUGAACAAGGAAUAAAAAAGUUCCAGAAGCUCCUUUUGCAAGUCCUCUGGUAGCAAUAGCAGCAGCUCAUGGGAACCUAGAGAAAGAUCUAAAGCAACUAGAUUAAACUGGAAUAGUCAGAAGCUGAAUAUGAAGAAAUACUCCAGCCUUCAAUGAGUGAACCUGACUCCUGAAAGAGGUUGGAGACCUUCUGUCCUAUAGAUACGUGAGCAGAAGUCUCAGUCCCUUGGCAAAACACCCUGGAAAAGCAUGAAGGUCCCAGAAAGGAUCAUUGCUACACUGUGCCAGCCAACGAUGGGUGUACAAACCUGAGAGAAAAAGCAGACUCAAAAGAAGGGAAAAUAAUUUACUGUAUCCAAACUGAUUGGAGAAGCAAGACCAGUGCUUUCACUUGAGGGUUUUGAAAACCAGGAUAGCAAGAGGUAGGAAAGGGGUAAAUUGAAACCUUUAUGCCAGCCUCCUUGAAUUCAUUAAAGGAACAAGUGAUUUGAACACACUAGUUAAAAAAUUCAGCACCACUGCCUGUCUUCUAAUAUUAACUCUGUUUCCCUUGCACUACAUUUUAUUGACUAUAUUUAAUGGACCCUAAAGGUCAGCAGUGUAAAUGGUGACACAUGGAUACACACAAAAAAACAUUUGAUGCUGUAAAAUAAACUCAUGUGUUGGGGACUUCUCAAAACUGACAGGCA
Messenger RNA from Onychostruthus taczanowskii (white-rumped snowfinch), 2990 nucleotides. RefSeq names its product zinc finger C2HC-type containing 1C (gene ZC2HC1C). NCBI's taxonomy places the organism in Eukaryota, Metazoa, Chordata, Aves, Passeriformes, Passeridae. The coding region runs from base 141 to 1631 and encodes 496 amino acids. The record is from RefSeq and is a predicted model, not a curated record. The transcript has 3 exons.